AUGUGUGAAUAUCUAAUGCGAGAAGAACAAUCCAUUCAGGCUGCAUUUUACAAGUUGGAUGAUAAAGGUAAGCAUAAAUAUUGGGUUCGCUUAAAUGCUUCAAUCUAUGUGGUACGACUUCUCUUGAAUCAAGGUUUGGCACUUCGCGGUCAUGAUGAGAGUGAAUCGUCAUUGAACAAAGGUAAUGUUUUUGAAGUUCUUUCAUGGUACGUGGAUAAAUGUGAUCAAAUUCAACCUUAUGUGUUAGGAAAAGCUCCAAAAAAUAAUAAAAUGACUUCUCAUGAUAUCCAGAAAGAUAUUGUGAGUGCUUGUAAGAUUGAAACAAUUAAGGCUAUAAUAGAGGACUUAAAUGGUGACUACUUUGCUCUAUUGGUUGAUGAAUCUAGAGAUGUGUCAUGCAAAGAGCAAAUGGCUAUUUGUUUGCGAUUUGUUGAUAAAAGGGGAUUUGUGAUGGAGGCAUUUAUUGGACUUGUUCAUGUUAAAGAUACUAGUGUGUUAUCUCUAAAGAAAGCAAUUGUGGAUGUACUCGCUCACCAUUCUUUAACUUUAUCUUAUGUACGGGGGAAAUGUUAUGAUGGGGCAAGCAAUAUGCAAGGUGAGCUUGGUGGUCUUAAAACGUUGAUCAAACAAGAAAGUAGAUCGGCUCAUUCCGUUCAUUAUUUUGCUCAUCAACUUCAACUAACUCUUGUUGCAGUUUCUAAAAAGUGUGUUCAAGUGGGAGAACUUGUACUCUUGGUUUCAAAUGUUUUGAAUGUGUUGGGAGCUUUUUUUAAACGUGUGGAUGGAUUUCGAGAAUCUAAAAAACAAAAACUCCGGGAAGCAUUAGAUUUGGGUGAGCUAGAAACGGGUAGAGGCCUGAAUCAAGAACUUGGCCUUAUUAAAGCCGGUGAUACUCAUUGGGGAUCUCACUACAAGUCGUUUGGAAACUUUAUUACUAAAUUUGCCUCUAUUGUUGAUGUCCUUGAUGCUCUUGUUGUAAAUGCAAGUAGUCCGGAUGAAAGAGCUAGUGCAUCGGGAUUUCUUAGAUGUUGUCAAACAUUUGAGAUUAUUUUCUUGUUGCAUUUGAUGACUGAUGUUUUAGGAAUCACAUAUGAUCUUAAUGUGUCAUUACAGAAAAAGGAACAAGAUAUUGCAAAUGCCAUGAUUCUUGUUAAGGUUUGCAAGAGAAGGUUGCUAGCUUUAAGAGAUAAUGAAUGGGAUCCUCACUUAGAAAAGCAUUCUGGAUGGGAUUCACUUAAAGAAAAGGUAGAAACUUUUUGUAUCAAGCAUAAAAUUUCAUUGCCUAAUUAUGAUGAUCCAUAUGCUAACUCUGGAAGAUCACGACGUAAAGUAGUUGAUUAUACUACUUUGCAUCAUUACCGUGUGGAUUUGUUUUAUAAAAUUAUUGAUUGGCAGUUACAAGAAAUCAAUAAGCGUUUCAAUGAGGUGACUAGUGAUUUGCUUAAUGGAGUAGCUUGCUUGAAUCCAAUUGAUUCAUUUUCUAGUUUUGACAUAAAAAAGAUAGUGAGAAUGGCUGAAUUAUAUCAUGAUGUCUUUGAUGGAUUUAGCAUGAGGGCCCUUGAGAAUCAACUUGCUAAUUACAUUAUUAAUGUUCGUGAUAUUGACAAAAGGUUCUCUAAUUUAGGUGGACUUGGGGAACUUUCGAGAAAGUUAGUUGAGACAAAGAAGCAUUUAAACUAUUCUCUUGUAUUCCUUUUGGUGAAGUUUGCUUUGCUUCUACCAGUCGCCACUGCAACAGUUGAAAGAGCUUUUUCGGCGAUGAAGUUUAUCAAGAAUGACUUGCGGAAUCGAAUGGACGAUGAAUUCUUGGAUGGUUGCAUAGUACCUUAUGUGGAAAAAAAAGUAUUUAAAGAUGUUUCUAAUGAGUGUAUUAUAAAAACAUUUCAAGGGAUGAAGACUCGUCGAGUGCAAUUGUAA
Lycium barbarum (goji berry) is the source of this 1917-nucleotide messenger RNA. RefSeq lists its product as uncharacterized. The record is from RefSeq and is a predicted model, not a curated record. Lineage: Eukaryota; Viridiplantae; Streptophyta; Magnoliopsida; Solanales; Solanaceae. The transcript has a single exon. Bases 1 to 1917 code for a protein of 638 amino acids.